GCUGCCCCGGGCCUUCAGCGAUCAUACAGACCUAGAGCCAAGAGAGGCUGUUCAACUUGCAAGUAAGUCGGCCGACAUUCCUCGAUCACCUGUUAUUUCCCAUUCACCGUCAUUUGUUGGGACUGGUUGUAAUGACUGUUGUUCUGGAUCUGACCGAGCGUCGCAUAGAAGUAAGAUAGAUCAGGUGUUGUAGCCCGUGGGAUUCCACAUACUAAUCUGGACUACGUAGAGCGACGCAUCAAAUGUGACGAAGCCAGGCCCCAUUGUUUGAAGUGCACAUCAACGGGUCGCAAAUGCGACGGGUAUGAGACGCCAAGUCCCCCGCCUCCCCAGCGGAACACUUGUCUCCGCCUGCCCUAUGUCUACUCCCAGACCCUGCAGUACUCGGGCAACACCCGGGAAACCAGAUCGUUCCAGUUCUUCUAUGAACGUACCGUCCCUUCGUUGGCGGGGCUUUGUGGGUCCGAGUUUUGGUCAGGACUUGUGUUGCGGGUCAGCCAGCAUGAGACCGCCGUCUACCAUGCGUUGAUCGCAUUAGGAUCCUUACACGAAAAC
Messenger RNA from Aspergillus pseudotamarii, 555 nucleotides. RefSeq lists its product as uncharacterized. Bases 305 to 529 code for a protein of 74 amino acids. Lineage: Eukaryota; Fungi; Ascomycota; Eurotiomycetes; Eurotiales; Aspergillaceae. The transcript has a single exon. The record is from RefSeq and is a predicted model, not a curated record.